This is a messenger RNA of Panonychus citri (citrus red mite), 1519 nucleotides long. It is a transcript of the gene Arl4, whose product is annotated as ADP-ribosylation factor-like protein 4C. The record is from RefSeq and is a predicted model, not a curated record. Gene Ontology annotation, cellular component: cytoplasm. Gene Ontology annotation, molecular function: GTP binding; GTPase activity. The transcript is spliced from 2 exons. Lineage: Eukaryota; Metazoa; Arthropoda; Arachnida; Trombidiformes; Tetranychidae. Bases 150 to 752 code for a protein of 200 amino acids. Gene Ontology annotation, biological process: vesicle-mediated transport; intracellular protein transport.
UGUUGCUUUUUAAACGUUGAAUUUUUGUUCAUCAUUUAUUAUCCUUUGAAAAUGUUGUAACUGUUAAUUUGUUUGUAUUCCUUUCAAUCAGUUAAAUUAAUUGUUCUCUAACCCUUUUCUUCAUUAAUUGUCUUGUUUAAUUAUAUUUAAUGGGUUCCGUUGUUGGUAAAGGAGGUUCCCUAUUGGAUAUACUUUCACCUUUCCACCAGAUUCAUAUUGUUAUGUUAGGCCUUGACUCAGCUGGUAAAACAACAGCACUUUAUAGGCUUAAAUUUGAUCAAUAUUUAAACACUGUGCCCACCAUUGGAUUUAAUUGUGAGAAAAUAAAAGGACAAACGGGUAAAGUAAAAGGGACUAGUUUUGUUUUUUGGGACAUUGGAGGGCAAGAUAAAUUACGUCCACUUUGGAGGUCAUAUACAAGAUGUACUGAUGGUAUUGUUUUUGUUGUUGAUUCGGUUGACGAUGAGCGUAUGGAGGAGGCAAAAAUGGAACUAUUAAGAACCGCUAAAACUCCUGAGAAUUCUAGUGUUCCUAUUUUAAUAUUAGCCAAUAAGCAAGAUUUACCUGGUGCUAAGGAUCCUAAAGAAAUUGCCAGUUUAUUGGGCCUUGAUAGUCUUAACCCAGGUCAACUUUGGCAUGUUCAACCUGCUUGUGCAGUAAUAGGUGAAGGGCUAAGUGAUGGACUUGAGACACUUUAUGAGAUGAUCUUAAAGAGUCGCCGAAUUGCCAAACAAUCUAAAAGAAAAAGAUGAUCUUGUUCCCUCAUAAAUUACUCGAGACAAACACAUCCAAUGCAUUUAAAAAAAAAAGUACCAAAGCAAACAUUCCACCAAUGGAAAACCAAAAGAAAACUAUAACAACCCAACAACUAGAACAGCAAAACAAUAAACCUUAAAGAACAUCGUUAGCCCAAUCAACAUUUGUACUAAAACCAAAAUCAAGCAAAAGGAAAGGAGUCAAAUUUCACGAUGAAUUGGCAACUUUAAAAACCCACUGGGUGGAAAUUUAAACAAUAUUGGAUUAAAUUAUUUAUGGGCAACUAAUAUAACCACACACAUUGAGAACGAGGAAGUGGAAAAAUCGAUUUGAACCUCAUCUUUUUUUUUUGCUGAAACAACAACCAAUUGAAAAAGCACAAGAAAAGAAAAGCAAUCAUAAAGAAAAAGAAAAUAAGUCUUCUUCUUUGUAUACUAAACAGAGAGAAAAUUAUUUAAGAUGUAAUUAGAUGCGUAAAUUAAUAUUAUCACUCUAUAUAUAUAUAUAUUAUGGAUUGGAUUUCAAUUUCAAUCGAAGUAUAAAAAGAAAUCAUUUUUGAUAUAAUUUGUAUGAUUGUCGAGAAAAAGAAACUGAGAUAGAGAUGAGUGAACAAACUAUAUAAUUAAUUUCUUGAUUACUUGUAAACUGUUAACUCUCUUGGUUAUAUCUCUGUGAUUAACAAUAACAAUCAGAAUUUAAACUGAUUGUUAUUGUUAGUGUGUUAAUUAAAAUACUACUAAUAAUAAAACGAGUUAAAUAUUUA